AUGGUCUUCUUUCGAGGAGCCUCGAUCGUGUCUUUCCUUACCAUUGCUGGCUCAUUUCUAUCACAAACAGCGCAAGCAAUCCCAAGGCCUCACGAUAAUCGAUCAAGGGGUUAUGAUUAUGGUGUAGACAUCGGAGCACUUUUGAAACGGGAUGUUGCUCCUAUGCCUACUACUGGAGUCUCAUUUAACAGCUCAAAUUCAUCCAUACCUGUUCGUCAAGAAAUCCGGGAUCUACAAAAGAAUGCGGAUCUUUGGGAGCUGUAUAUUUUGGGAGUAUCAAUGAUGCAAACUAUCAAUCAAUCAGAUAUUCGUUCAUGGUAUCAAAUAGCCGGCAUUCACGGUAGACCUUAUCUUCCAUAUGACGGAGUUCAAGCAAGUCCCGGUGACGAAAAUAAUGGAUAUUGUACCCAUGUCUCGAUUCUCUUCCCUACUUGGCACAGGCCUUACUUGGCACUCUAUGAGCAAGUACUCCACAGUGUCGUUGUAUUCAUUGCAGCACAGUUCCCCGCUGGAGCCGAGAGAAACAGGUAUACUGCCGCUGCAGCCAACUUCCGUAUUCCAUAUUGGGAUUGGGCUGUAGUACCACCCACUGGGGAGAGUGUUUUACCCCCAAGUGUUUCGACCCCAACUGUUACUGUCAAUGGCCCUGCUGGUGUUCAAACGAUCUCAAAUCCACUGUUCAGUUAUCACUUUAACCCUUUGGACCCAUCGGAGUUGCCUGAUGCACCUUUCAGCCAAUUUCCCCAGACUUUGAGAUAUCCAACAUCCAAUGAUGCCUCUGCUACUUCACAGAACAGCCUUGUUGCUAAACAGCUUGAUAAUAGUGCAGCUUCGUUCCGAAACCGUCUCUACAAUCUCUUCACCAAUUAUCACGACUACAGCACGUUCAGCAAUGAAGCAUGGAUUACCGCCUCUAGCCCAGGAGAUUUUGAUUCUAUUGAAUCUCUUCACGAUCAAAUCCACGGACUGGCAGGAAGUGGUGGCCACAUGUCUUAUAUCGAUUACUCUUCCUUCGAUCCACUUUUCUUUCUUCAUCAUACAAUGAUCGAUCGUUGUUUUGCCAUUUGGCAAACCUUAAACCCGGACAGUUAUGUUACUCCCAGAGAAGCUUCAUAUAGCACUUUCACUAUGACGGCUGGAACUACCCAAGAUGUAUCUACACCACUUAAACCAUUUUAUAACGCCGAUGGAAACAACUUUUAUACUUCUUCUGAUGUUAUAUCAACGGAAUCUUUUGGUUACGCAUAUCCGGAAACUUUACAAGGAGGAAAUACAACUGCUCAAGCUAUCAAGGCCAUAAAUCUUCUAUACGGGACCACUGCUCCGGCAAAGACGGUUUCUCGCGGCUUGUUUCCAGGUCUCGCUUCUAAAUUAUUAGGACGGGAGCACCAACUUAACUCAACAUAUGAUCUUCUCUCCUUCGCCCUCGCCCCAAACGGUCAAUACACUGAAUGGAUUGCCAAUAUUCAAGUCGAGAAAUUCGCCCUCUCCAGGUCGUUCUUCAUCCACGUCUUCCUCGGACCUUUUAAUGAUGACCCUCGAGUUGUCGGCACUCACUGCGUCUUUGCGAAACUUUCAUCCUCAGGUGCCUCUGCAGCUGAUCCUAAUCAAUUGGUCACAGGAACAAUCCCUCUCACUAGUGCCUUACUCGAAGACAUUUCAGAAGGUCAUCUGAGAUCACUGAACGAUGUGGAUGUCGAGCCAUAUCUCAGAAAGAAUCUCCAAUACCGAAUCACACUUCUAAAUGACACGGAAAUUGACAACUCGGCCGUCCCAAGUUUGAAACUUAGUGUGGUGAGCUCCAGUGUCCAACAAAGUACGGCUGAUCAUGAAUUACCAAAAUGGGGUUCGAUGAUUAGUCGCCUGGAGUUAUUUGCCGAAGAGCUGAAGGAAGCGUUGGGAAACACAACCCUAAAGGGAUAUUGA
Messenger RNA from Botrytis fragariae, 1926 nucleotides. Its product is annotated as putative tyrosinase protein. The transcript is spliced from 5 exons. Lineage: Eukaryota; Fungi; Ascomycota; Leotiomycetes; Helotiales; Sclerotiniaceae. The record is from RefSeq and is a predicted model, not a curated record. Gene Ontology annotation, molecular function: oxidoreductase activity. Bases 1 to 1926 code for a protein of 641 amino acids.